Cladocopium goreaui is the source of this 531-nucleotide messenger RNA. NCBI's taxonomy places the organism in Eukaryota, Dinophyceae, Suessiales, Symbiodiniaceae. The record is from the annotation of a GenBank genome assembly.
AUGGGCUACACUUAUGCAGCACCUCUGAAGGCGAUCAGCAAGCUCGGCGGGUGCAAGGCCAAAGUCUUUGUCUUGCUGCCAGCUUGGAAAAGCAAUGCCGUUUGGGCAAACGCUGCGUGUGUUGGACAUCCGAAGAACUUGGAGGCCUUACGAGCCGCAGGUACAGAUGUUGAGGUGCUGCGUGCAUCUUGCAAAUGCCAAGCCAAGCGUGUGCAAGAAGGUGGUGUUCAUGAAUUGACGGAAAAUGGAAGGACACUAAAGUUCACAGGUGCCGCUAAAAGUCUCGCUGAUACGAGCCUUGCCUUGUCUCAUUUGCGAGCUUGGCAUGAGGCGAUAGAGGUAACAGCUGUGCCGGUGCUGGUGCUGAUGGCGGAGGCGACCAUCCAAAGUGUGCAUCGCAUUGGACCAUGGACAAGUCAAAUCUUGGCCGUUGCCACUGCAGCUGCGCAGCGUGGCGAUGCCUUGCUGUGGCUGAGCAAUCCGUGCCGAGCUGAACAUCAACGCAACGCCAUUUCUGUUGAGCAAAGUUGA